AUGUCACAAUAUAUUAGAGUUCGACAAAAGGUUAAAUGUUGCUGCAAAGAAUGUUGUUAUAAAAAUUCUAAUGGAUAUAUAGUCAAUACGAGAACAAAAAAGCAGUAUAAAGAAGUAGAAGCAUCUUUUCAAAAUGAGUUCAUUAAGAAAAGAAAAAUAAAUAGUUAUCAAACUAUAUAUGCUAAGAGCUCAGUACAAUCAAAAGAUAAUGAUCAAGGUGAAAUUAGUCUUAAUGAUGUAAAUCAAAGCAAUAUUGAUGAAGUAAACUAUACCAAGUUAAAGCCUCAUAAAAAUAAAACUGAAUUAGUUAAUAUCAAUAAAAGUAAUCAUUUUGAGAAUAUAGAGUUUUUGAAUAAUAAUAAUAAUAGUAAUCACUUUAAGAAUAUUGAGUUUUUGGAUAAUAGUAAUAGUAUAAUAGAAAAUAAUAGUGAUAAUAACUCAGAAAAUGUGAUGUUAAUAUCUUCAGACGAUUUAGAACUUUAUGAAGAAAUUGAAUAUUUAAAAAGUAGUUCAGUUAAUCCAUUUCAUACUCCUAAAGUUAAUUUCAAUAAACCUACCUAUAUUCCUGAGUCUAAUAUAAAUCUUGAUGAUUUAUUGUGA
Scutellospora calospora is the source of this 600-nucleotide messenger RNA. The record is from the annotation of a GenBank genome assembly. Lineage: Eukaryota; Fungi; Glomeromycota; Glomeromycetes; Diversisporales; Gigasporaceae.